Molecule: messenger RNA, 2901 nt
Organism: Perca fluviatilis (European perch)
Lineage: Eukaryota; Metazoa; Chordata; Actinopteri; Perciformes; Percidae
Gene: ogal
Product: O-GlcNAcase like
Exons: 17
Coding region: 337-2421 (694 amino acids)
Biological process (GO): glycoprotein metabolic process
Molecular function (GO): beta-N-acetylglucosaminidase activity
Source: RefSeq, a predicted model, not a curated record
AUGGUCGUAAACAGUCAACGCGCGCCUGAACUUCAGUCAUCACAAAACGAUUUGUAUUUUUUAUUCGCUUACAGUAUUUACAACUUCAGACUUUAGACCAUGUUAUUAUCGUGCUGCGCAAUGCUCCCCGGUGCUUAAAACCACCGACUGGUCUGCGCAGGCGUGAGAGGACUGCAAUAAAAGUCAAAUCAAAUGAACGUUAAAGGCAGGUAUACAAAGCUAUGAGUGACAGUAUCGCUGUGUCAGCGCUGGAGCUGCUGUCUGCGCAGUAGUAAAUUGGAAGCACAGAGAGAGACAGCGAGGACUAAAGAGGACGCUAAACUAUAACAGUAAACCAUGUCGAAACCAGGCAGUGCCAGGGGCCAACCCCACACUGAGAAGAAGCGGUUCAUCAGUGGAGUAGUGGAAGGUUUUUAUGGGCGACCAUGGACUAUGGGGCAGAGAACAGAGCUGUUUAAAAGAGAACAGAAGUGGGGUUUGAACACGUACCUGUACGCCCCUAAGGAUGACUACAAACACAGGAUGUACUGGAGGGACCUGUACUCUGCUGAGGAGGCAGAGCAACUCAUCGCUCUGAUAUCGGCAGCUAAACAGCACGACGUCGAGUUCAUCUACGCAAUCUCUCCCGGCCUGGACAUUACGUUCUCUAACCCCAAAGAGGUUGGCGCCCUGCAGAGGAAACUGGAUCAGGUGAGGCAGUUUGGCUGCAGGUCCUUCUCUUUACUGUUUGAUGACAUCGAGACUGAGAUGUGUCCAGCUGAUAAGCAGGCCUUCAGCUCCUUCGCUCACGCUCAGGUGGCCGUCACUAAUGCGGUGUACCAGCACCUGGGAGACCCUGAGACCUUCCUCUUCUGUCCUACAGAUUAUUGUGCUGCGUUCUGUACUCCCAACGUGUCCCAGUCCUCUUACCUGCACACCGUGGGAGAGAAGCUGCUGCCUGGGAUAGACAUACUGUGGACUGGUCCCAAAGUGGUAUCCCACAAAAUCUCUGUUGAGUCCAUAGAAGAGGUGUCCUCCGUCCUGAGGAGGGCACCAGUCAUCUGGGACAAUAUCCACGCAAACGACUAUGACCCCCAAAGGCUUUUCCUAGGACCCUUUAAGGAUCGUCCCACUGAGCUGAUUCCCAAACUGGGAGGAGUGCUCACCAAUCCCAACUGUGAGUUCUACCCAAACUUUGUGGCCAUCCACACCUUGGCUACAUGGUGCAAAGCAACCGCAGAUGGAGGACAGAGGGAUGUGGAAAUGAGCGAUGAGGAGCACGACCCCUGCUACAGCCCCAAGAAAGCCCUGACCCUGGCCCUCACUGACUGGCUGCAGGAGUUUCUGAACACCGAUCAACCUGGAGCUCGUCUCAAGAAGGAGUCAUCGGGUGAGGAGCCCAUGCAGACAGAUGGGGGAGAGACCCCCCAUGUUCCUGGACCUGGGGAGAACCCGCUGUACACAGCCGAGCCCCUCACCCUGGAUGACUUGAAGCUGCUGUCGGACCUCUUCUACCUGCCGUACGAAUACGGGCCGACAGCCAGGACCAUGCUGCAGGAGCUGGACUGGCUCAGGAAACACAGUUGGGCCGCCGCUGCAGAGACAGACAAGACUGCGGAGUGGUGCUCAAGAGCGCAGCAGUUUGACGGCAUGUGCGAAGCGGUGGUGCAGAUGUUUAAUCGACUGUCAAACGCCCCGAACCGCUGCAUUCUGUACGACCUCUACAACUACAUCUGUGACAUCAAGAGUGGGGUCGGUCUGGCUCGAGCCUACGUGAAAGCACUAGGAGGGCAGGGUCGCCCCUCAGCCCAGCUGAUGAACACCGAUCCUGAACCCUGGGGCUUCAGAGGAGGCCUCUCUGGAGAGUUCCAGAGAAUGCUGCCUUGCCACGGAAACAGGGACCUGUUCAGAGAGCCUCCCAUGUCGGCUGUUUACUGCAUACGGCCAUACUGCCCUGAGGACAAGACGGAGGUGCAAAGGAUUUUCAGAGAGAUGCAGAGCGCAGGAGAGGGCAAAGUUCCCUUGACGAUGCAGCCUCCACUCAUCUGUGACGGCCUGUCAGCUGGUGAGAUCUCCCCUUCCCCUCAGUGUGCUCUCGUCCUGGAGGACGAGAUCGGGGUGUGUGGUUACGCCCUGGCACUCACCGACGCCAAACCAGCCGCAGGCAAAAUUCAGAGGGCAGUAAGUGACUCCGUGUUUAAGGACUUCCCCUCCCUGGUUACCAUGCAAGUGCUGCCCCGGGUCACUGAUCCCUCUCCAGCCAAGCGCAUGAUUGGUCGGCUGUUGUCCUCCGUCAGGAGCAGUGGUUCCAGAGGAGUGUUCUGUGAGCUGAGGCAGAGCGAUCGGAGGAUGAUCGACUUCUACACUAAACUGGGCUCCUUCGUACCCAUACAAAUGGCCGGUCUACCUCAAGACAUACUUGCAUUGGGAACAAGCCUGUGAACAAGAUCAAUCACGAGGAUUUUGCUCAGGUUUGAAAUGUUUAGAGAUAAAACUGAAUAAUUGCUAACUUUGCAGCAUGUCAAACUUAAAUCACUCCUCAUUUUUGAUCAGUUAAUAUCGUUAUUUGGGUAAUUUAGUAACCAUAAUGUCCUCCUGCAAGGUUUUAAAUUAGUCAAGCAAAUGCUUGAUGAAAUGUGUGCAACAAAGUACUGUAUAAUGAUGGAAAAUGUAAUGCUACUGAUUUUGUAGACAUGAACAUUUUAAGUGUGUAGUGAUUAUUUAGAUGAAUGUGUUUUAACCCAGCAACAAUGUUGACAUGUUUAUACCACCUUACGUUUCUGUUUAGUUACAUCUGGCAGACACAUUACAAACAAAAUGUAUACAUAACAAGACAUUCAAACAAGAAUAUAUUUUCAUUAUUUGUAUUUUGAGAGUAUACAAAAUGAAUAUAUGUAUAUAAAUAAAAUAGCUGGUGUGUCA